Molecule: messenger RNA, 1197 nt
Organism: Saccoglossus kowalevskii
Lineage: Eukaryota; Metazoa; Hemichordata; Enteropneusta; Harrimaniidae
Product: ATP-dependent DNA helicase PIF1-like
Biological process (GO): telomere maintenance; DNA repair
Molecular function (GO): DNA helicase activity
Source: RefSeq, a predicted model, not a curated record
ACGUUUGCCACCGCUAGUACUGGUGUUGCUGCCUGUCAUAUUAAUGGAAUAACAUUACAUCAAUUUGCAGGUAUUGGUUCUGGGACACAGUCAUUAGAAACUUGCAUAGAGUUGGCUUCAAGACCAGCCAGAACAAAACAAUGGAAAAGGUGUAAACAUUUAAUUGUAGAUGAAGUAUCCAUGUUAGAUGCUGAUUUUUUCACCAAAAUAGAGCAUGUAGCCAGGGUGAUCCGUGGUAAAGACCUGCCAUUUGGGGGCAUUCAACUAAUAUUGUGUGGAGAUUUUUUACAACUACCACCAGUCACAAAGUCGGGUCAAAAGAGACUAUUUUGUUUUCAGUCUUCAGCUUGGCACAACUGUAUUCAGAUGACCUUUGAACUAACAGAGGUCAGAAGACAGACAGACAUAGAAUUUAUUAACAUACUACAGCACAUACGAAUUGGAAGAUGUCCAAAAGAAAUGUGUGAGAAGCUUGUAUCAACCAACAGCAAUAAGAUAGAAACAGCUGGUAUCCUAGCAACAAGACUGUGCACACAUAAAGAAGAUGUGGAACAAAUUAAUGUAGUGCAAUUAGAGAAACUAUCAGGUGAGACUCGCAUUUUUAAUGCACUUGACAGUGAUCCAGCAUUAGUGAAAUUGAUAAAUAACCAGUGUUCCGUCAAAGCGAAAAUAACCCUGAAAAGAGGCACUCAAGUAAUGCUUACCAAAAAUCUUGCAGUUCAACGAGGCCUGGUAAACGGUGCUAGAGGAGUAGUGAUUGGAUUCAACAAUGCGGAAAAGGGUCUUCCAAUUAUUAGGUUUUUAAAUGGUGUAGAACAAACAAUUACUCCAGAAAGAUGGACAAUAAAGUUAGGAGGUGGUGCAUUUCUAAUGAGACGUCAAUUACCGCUGCAGUUGGCAUGGGCUAUUUCAAUUCACAAAAGCCAGGGUCUGUCACUUGACUGUGUUGAGAUAUCACUAUCUAGAGUCUUUGAAUGUGGUCAGGCAUAUGUAGCAUUGUCAAGAGCAAGAAAUUUGGAAGGACUCAGAGUUAUUGACUUUGAAAAAAGUUGUGUUCAUGCUGAUUCUGAAGUGUUGAAAUUCUACCAAAAAUUGCGAGUGGAAACCAAAUUGUUGAAGCAGAGUAAUUUGAAUUGUUACAGUGGUUAUGACAAAGAAAACUCACAAUAUUGUUAUUAAACUAUCAGCCAGUUAUGU